ACCAGAUUCACCCUCCAAUCGAUCUCGUGCUCGAGCUCGGCUCGUUCAGCCGUUCAGCCGGCCCCUCGCAUCCGCAAUUCCGCAUCCGAGAAGAGACGCCCUAAGCGCUAGCAGCCGGCCUUCCCUCUCCUCUCCCGCCGCCGCCGCCACCGUCGCCGUCGCCAGGCAUGGGGUACACGAAGGACCAGCUCCUCGCGCGCCUCCAGGAGCUCAAGAUUGACUUCACGUGCUACGAUCACCCUGUUGUGUUGACGGUGGAGGAGCAGGCCAAACAUGUUGGCCAUUUAGGAGGUGCUUUGAGUAAAAAUUUACUCUUGAAGGACAAGAAGCAUCGGUUAUAUGUUGUUUCUGCCCUUGUUGAAACCAAAGUUGAUAUGAAAAUUCUUUCUCAACGUCUUGGUUUGGGAAAAGGCGGUCUACGAAUGGCUCCUGAGGAAAAUCUUCUACAAGUACUUCAGGUGCCCUUAGGGUGUGUUACUCCUUUUGCAUUAAUAAAUGAGUCUGCAAGUGCUGUUUCACUAUUACUUGAUAAAGGUUUCAAGUCUAAACAGAGCUGCUACUUCCAUCCACUGACAAAUGAUGUGACAAUUGCUCUUAGCUCAAGCAAUCUGGACAAGUUUCUCAUCUCCAUUGGAAAGCAACCAGCAUAUGUGAACUUCGAGGAUGCACCAGCUGUUGGUAAGGAUAGUCCUGAUCUAGCACAUCUGGUGCCAUCUGGUGUCCCAAAUUCCUCAGUACAACCAGUUGAGAAUACGGCACAUACUAAUGUUCCUCAUCAAAAUAAUGUGCCCAAAGUGACAGAAGUGAAGGCUAAGCCCAAAGUUCAGAGCAAGGGGCCAGAAACGUCGCAGAGCAAAGUAGAUAAACCUACUAAUUGUACCAAUGUUGACGCCUUUGUAAAUGAUGUGUUUGACAUCAUCUCUCCAUUGUUCUUGUCUGAGGUAAGCCAGAGAGCUUAUCUACAAUACCCUUCAAUAUAUUGUGUGCACUUUUCUGUUGAUAUUAUUGUUGUGCAGGCAUUGAAAAAAUUGGAUGUUAAGAAGGAAGAGAUUUCUUCUAUCACAGAUGGCAUUAGGAGACGGGCUGCCCCAGAUUUGGAGAUUAUAGCGACGAGUCUGAAGAAUGCAUCAUACACCUCAGGGUUUCACGCUGGCUUCGAAACCAUGCUGAAUCGUGGUUUAAGUGGCCGAUCCUCACGUAACUAACUGGAUAGUUUGAUGCAAGAGACAGGAAUAUGAUUUUUACAUUUUUUGUAUGAUAUUGACGAUUGAAUUAAAUCGACCUGUUAUGUUUGAGGCUCCCUGUUCUAUGACGUCCACACUCGUGUUUUCUAUUUGUUCAAUUUGUUUCUGAGAAGUUGAUAGAUAAAUGAGAAAAAAUUCACCA
Molecule: messenger RNA, 1386 nt
Organism: Panicum virgatum (switchgrass)
Lineage: Eukaryota; Viridiplantae; Streptophyta; Magnoliopsida; Poales; Poaceae
Product: prolyl-tRNA synthetase associated domain-containing protein 1
Exons: 11
Coding region: 168-1205 (345 amino acids)
Molecular function (GO): aminoacyl-tRNA deacylase activity
Source: RefSeq, a predicted model, not a curated record